UGUCCAUGCUAGUCUGACAGUUGCGAGUGUGUGACCGCUGUGAUGGAAAAUCAUCAUUCGUGACUUUUGACCGUCGGUGCUGCUGUAAAUGUAGCACCGCAUUAAAACAAAGGGUUUGGGGGACAUUUUAACUUUUAAAAAAUGGCUCGGGUCGUGAAAGUGUUUCGGACUCUGCGGAAUCACUGGAAGAAGUCCACAUUUGCUGUGUGUGUCCUGUCUUACGGUAGCUACUGGCUAUAUGGUAAACACUGUGACAGCGUUCUGAGGAGAGAAGCUUGUCUAUUGGCCAGGGAAUUUGGGCGUCAACAGAUAGCACCACAGGAGCGGCUGAGGAAAGCCACAGUGAUCCUGAACCCUGCAGCUUGUAAUGGGAAAGCCAACAACCUGUUUGAAAAGAAUGCAGCUCCUAUUUUACACCUGGCUGGUGUGGAGAUUACAGUCGUAAAGACGGACUAUGAAGGCCAGGCUAAAAAGCUGAUGGAGCUCAUGGAACAGACGGACAUGCUGAUCGUGGCUGGAGGCGAUGGCACCUUGCAGGAAGUCAUCACAGGGUUACUACGAAGGCCAGAUCAAGAGAGAUUCAGCAACACCCCGAUUGGAUUCAUUCCUUUGGGUUCUCACAAUUCCCUGAGUCCAAGUCUCCACCUCCUCAGUGACAACAAGGUCAAAGAUAUUACAUCUGCAACGCUGUCUAUUCUCAAGGGAGAGACUGUACCUUUGGAUGUUCUACAAAUUAAAGGGGAGAAGGAGCAGCCAGUCUUUGCUCUGAUGGGACUGCGUUGGGGAGCCUUUAGAGAUGUGGCUGCAACAAUCAGCAAAUAUUGGUACCUGGGUCCACUGAAGACAAAUGCAGCACAUUGGUUUAGUACUCUGAGGGAGUGGCCCCUUGUACGGGACGUCACAGUGUCCUACUUGGCUCCCAGCCUUCGGCCCCCUGACUUGCCCCCACAGAAGCCCCCCAGGCCAAAUCUGGUCUACCGCAUCAUCCGCAGACUGAAAAACUACUGGAGCCCACCUGUUGAAGAGCCUCCAAAAGUGGAAGAGCCGGAGAAGUGGGAGGAGCAGCAGCUGUCGACGUUUGAGCUGUUUAUCCAGACACACAACAAAAACCCUGUGGAGAGGCGCAUAAAUGACUCCCUGAUGAUCUGUGCAGAGCCCAGAGACUUCACUGUGGGCGAGUUCAUCACUAUCGGAAAUAAAAAAGAAGAGGACCCAACUGUGUUCACUAAAAACUCCACAAAACUGGAAGCCAGCGCUUGCCAGCUGCAGCUGCCAGAGGGCGCCGGUGGCUUCUACAACAUCGACAACGAGGAGUAUGAGGCCAUGCCUGUGGAGGUAAGGCUGUUGCCACGGAAACUACGCUUCUUCAUCAGUGCAGAGCGCAGGGAGCAGCUCCUCUCACAGAUACAGUGAUGAGAACAAAUAAAACCAGAAAGACGACAAGAACAGCGGGACAAAAACUGAUUUCAAGAACCAAACAAAACCAGAUGCCAUGAAAUUCUUCAGUUAACUCUGAAAACAGAUUUCUUUCUUCUUUGUAAUCGGAACACAGAGGUGAUGGUUUGAAGAGUCUGUUUUACUACAUCUUAAUGUAAAAGAUUCAGCUAGAGUUUUUUGUAUCAAUUAUGAAGAGGAUAACAUCACAGGCUAUAGAAGGACCAAGGCUUUAUUUCUCCGAGCUUGUAACCCGCGUACAAGUUGUCUUACAAAAGUACUUUAUGUUUGAAUUGUUUAUUAUUGCCAUCAUGUCUGAACUGGGUCAAUAAAUAUUAUGUCUGUCCAAUUCAACGCAAAGUGUUGUUAUACCAGUAUGACCAUUAGUAUGUA
This is a messenger RNA of Toxotes jaculatrix (banded archerfish), 1827 nucleotides long. RefSeq names its product acylglycerol kinase (gene agk). The record is from RefSeq and is a predicted model, not a curated record. The transcript is spliced from 14 exons. Lineage: Eukaryota; Metazoa; Chordata; Actinopteri; Toxotidae. Gene Ontology annotation, molecular function: acylglycerol kinase activity; ATP-dependent diacylglycerol kinase activity; ceramide kinase activity. Gene Ontology annotation, biological process: protein insertion into mitochondrial inner membrane; ceramide biosynthetic process. Gene Ontology annotation, cellular component: mitochondrion; TIM22 mitochondrial import inner membrane insertion complex. Bases 142 to 1413 code for a protein of 423 amino acids.